This is a messenger RNA of Dioscorea cayenensis subsp. rotundata (Guinea yam), 1433 nucleotides long. Its product is annotated as GDSL esterase/lipase ACHE-like. The transcript is spliced from 5 exons. Bases 228 to 1346 code for a protein of 372 amino acids. Lineage: Eukaryota; Viridiplantae; Streptophyta; Magnoliopsida; Dioscoreales; Dioscoreaceae. The record is from RefSeq and is a predicted model, not a curated record. Gene Ontology annotation, molecular function: hydrolase activity, acting on ester bonds.
AGAAGGCAUACUUCUAUUUUCCUCAUUUUGAAGUAGAUGAUGCUCACAUUCUAAACAAACCCAAAGUCCUUUUAACUUUCUAUGUUCCCAUUAUUUGAUUUCUCAGUCCUCCACAUUUAAAUCAAAUCCUCUCUCCUUAAACAAUUCUAUAAAUACAAACACCAACCUUAUUCCAACCACUCUUCAUACAACCAAAAAUAAGGAGAAAAAAAAGGGAAAAAAAAAAAAUGAACCUCCUCAUGAUAUGUCUCACCCUGCUUCUAUCACUCCAAACGUCCUCAUGUACACCAUGCAAAUUCCCUGCGAUAAUUAACUUCGGUGACUCCAAUUCCGAUACCGGCGGCCUCUCCGCCACCUUCGGCCCUGCUCCACCUCCAAAUGGAGAGACCUUCUUUCAUAUGCCGGCCGGUCGAUUCUCCGAUGGCCGUCUUAUUAUCGACUUUAUAGCUAAGAGUUUUGGUUUGGCAUACUUGAGCGCAUACUUAGACUCUUUAGGCACUAACUUUAGUCAUGGAGCCAAUUUUGCCACUGCUGGAUCAACCAUCAUGCAACCAAGUGCGCCACUAAAUAAAGGUGGCUAUAGUCCCUUCUCAUUACAAGUUCAGGUAUCCCAGUUCGCUCAGUUCAAAUCCAGGUCUCAAAUGAUCUCCAAAAAAGGGAAAGUUUUCAAAAGCUUGAUGCCGAAGAAGGAUUAUUUCAAAAAAGCUUUGUAUACAAUCGACAUCGGUCAAAACGAUCUCACCGAGCUUUUUUUUAGUAAUCAAUCUGCUGAUGAUUAUAUCCCAUUGACAAUGAAGGUGUUUAGUGAUGUCGUAGAAGAGGUGUAUAAACACGGAGGGCGAUACUUUUGGAUCCAUAACACGGGUCCUUUAGGUUGCCUGACCUAUGUUCUUCUCCGAAGACCAUCGUCGUCCAUGGAACUCGAUCCGGUUGGCUGCGCCGUGAUAUUCAAUAAAUUAGCACAAAAAUUCAAUAACAUGCUCAAUGAAACAGUGACACAGCUCAGAAAAGAUCUGCCUUCUGCAACAUUCAUCUAUGUAGAUGUUUACUCUGCUAAAUACAAUCUUUUUAGCAAGGCAGAAAAGUAUGGAUUUGAGAAGCCUCUGAGAACAUGCUGUGGAUAUGGUGGUGGUGAAUAUAACUUUGAUUUUAAUGUGAGAUGUGGAGACAAAGGCAUAGUUGAGGGGGAGGAAGUUUUAUUGGGGAAAUCAUGUUCACAUCCAGAGAAAAGCAUAAUUUGGGAUGGAGUUCAUUACACUGAAGCUGCAAACAAAUGGGUUUUCAAUGAGAUAGCCACUGGAAAAUAUUCACAUCCUUCUCUUCCUCUUUGCAAGGUCUGUUAUUGAAUAAUACCACCUUUAUUUAUUGGAAUGCAGUAUGACCAUUGUAUUUAUAUUUUAUAUAUAAAUACAUAUAUAAAUAAUUAUCUCUCA